AUGCAGGCAACAGAAUCGCUGCAAAUUCCAGAGUUUAUUGGAAAACGCGUUGACCCAACUUACAGUAAAGUACUGCAGCUAAGGCUUAAAGAAUUGCUAAAUAGUCAAAACGAUAGCUUUCCCGGAUCGCAACCUGUAAGCUUUGAAUCGAGACAUUUGAUUGACAUUGAACGUGAGGACUAUUUUGUCUGUGAGAAAUCAGACGGUGUACGAUACUUGCUCUUCUUUCUUCACUCGCCCAAGGGACCUGCUUCAUUUCUGUUUGAUCGAAAUAAACAUUGGUAUUAUGUACCAAAUUUAUUGUUUCCUGUCAGGGGACGAGAGAACGAAUUCUUGAAAGAUACCUUGAUGGACGGUGAACUAGUCUUGGACAUUGAUGCAAACAAGAAAACAUGGAGAUACCUUAUAUUUGAUUUGAUGGUGGUCAAUGGGUCUACCAUCAUACAAAGGUCAUUCAGCUCUCGACUUGGGAUGUUACAACAAGAUAUCAUACAGCCAUUCAACGCUCGAAUGCGUACACAAAUUGACCCAGCAAAGUUACCACCCUUCACAAUUGAACUGAAAAAGAUGGAAAGAUCAUAUGGAUUGCAUCUCGUGUUUGAACAAAUACCCAAAUUGAAGCAUAAAAGUGAUGGAAUUAUAUGGACGCCUGUCAAAUGCCCGUACACACCAGGCACAUGUGAAAAAUUAUUAAAGUGGAAGCCACCAGAGUUGAAUACAGUGGACUUUAGAAUUGCAGCAAGAUGGAGCAAAGAACACAAACCCAUUUAUUCGAUUGAAGUGUUAUCGAACGGCGUGACAUACAAAUUCUAUGAUCAUUUCCAGCCUGAACCAGCAUUAGCUACACAAUGGAAAAAUCAACUACCUGAUGGACGAAUAGCCGAAUUUAGAUAUGAUCCUCAAUGUGAAGUGACAAUAAUUGAGCAGGGAUAUGCACCCACUGUAAGAAAAGGUGGCUGGAGAUUUGUGCGGUUCCGAGACGAUAAGAGCACAGCAAAUGAUGAGCAAGUGGUGAAGAAGAUUCUAAAUAGUAUUCAAGAUGGCGUUACAAAAGAGCAAUUAUUAGCAUGUAUGGACAGGGUACGAGCUGCCUGGAAAGCGAGAGAAAAGGGAUUACCUAUGCCGCCAUUACCAUCAAAGGCUCCCGGUAACUUGACCUUAACAACACAAAUAACACCCACUGCUUCCAUGUCCAGUACACCCACCUCUUCAUCAGUGCUUCAAUCCCCUGGAUUUCCAUCAGCAUCCAGCGGCUACUUUCGUGAAAGUCACGACAGUUCAAGCAGAAGCAACUCGAUUUCAGAGGAGCCGCCUACGCCCAUGAAGAGAAAAUCAUCGACUCCAUCAGUAACAACACCAUUAAAAGAGUCAGUCGAAGUCAAAGAGGACGAGCCUGUGGAUAGGAAAAGAUUAAAAUCACUGGCAGAAGAAGAACCACAGCAACCUUCGGCAUUAGCCUCUGCUUCAACCAACUCAAUAUCUUCGCCUUCGUUACCUGUCAAUGUCAAAACUGAAAAAGUAGAUGUGGAGCCACACUUUGCAAAUAACAACAAUGAACACCAGCACCCUUCACGGCAGGCACAGCAGCAACCGAUAGCAUUACCAAAACAACGGGUGUCAAAACAAAUGAAAUCAGAGGAAUCUCGCUCUAGAAAGACCUCGCUCGUGGAAGAAAAGGCUGCUCCCGAUUUGCAAUUGCCGCCUUCAUCAUCAGCCAAAAUAAGCAAGAUUCCGGCUGCUGUAAAUACUCACUCUGCACGUACAUUAUCCGCACCUGUCAUUGCAGCAAUGCCUGAGACAACAGCAGCAGCAGCUCCAACUGCCUUACCAGAAUUGAACAAGGUUGAAGAUAGUCGUCGAUCAAAAUCUAUACCACAAUUACCAAAAGAAACCAUCAUGCAAACGCCGAAAAAAGCCAAAUCAUCGUCCAGCAUACACAAUCUCUUGACAACAUCCGUUGAGCCAACGCCUAGUAAAAGGGCUUAUGAUUUCUCAAAUAUCUUGCAGCAAAACAAGAAAAGUUCGCCCAUACAUCAGCAACCACAAUCACAAUCACAACCCCAAGCUCCACAUCAGCCGUUGCAACAACAGGUACAUCAUCAGCAAUUCCAAUCACUGCAACAACAGCAACAACAGCAGCCUCAUCAACCACAGCCUGUUCAAUUUAUUAAUUUCCAUGCUGAAGGCAGACAAUCGCCACAACAAAUGAACAAAAACCAUGUGCUGAUCAUUCGAAGUGAGAGUAAUAGUCAACCAGCCAUUACAGCGCAAUAUCAACAUCAGCAGCAGCGUACAUGGAAAAAUAGUAGCAGUAACAAUAGUGUUAAUAAUAAUGUAAAAUAUGAAAACCACACACCAACACCACCACCGCGAUCCCAAUCUCCAUCUUCACACAUUGCACCUUCACAAGAAUCAUAUUCUCCUUAUAAUAAUCAAGCUGUACCAACACCAUACCAUCACUUGCCACCUCAAAAUCAACAACAACAACAGCAGCCAUGUCAUCCAUCGUAUUAUGGUCAAUAUCAACAUCAACGACCACAAGCGCCAACACCACCGCCGCCAUCACAGCAGCAGCAUCCAGCCCACAUGUAUUGUUAUCGCCGCAAUGAGCAACCGGUUGCUCACUCUUACCAGCAGCAGCAGCAGCAGUCUAUGCAUCGCCAACAGCCAUAUCCUCAACCACCUCAUCCACAACCACCGCAGCAAAAUACAAUUCAACCAAGUAGUUCUUCUCCCGUGUCUCCUCCCAAACGAAAGAAUAGUCAAAAAGCAAAACUUGAUUUCAUUUUGAAUUGA
Mucor velutinosus is the source of this 2796-nucleotide messenger RNA. RefSeq lists its product as uncharacterized. Lineage: Eukaryota; Fungi; Mucoromycota; Mucoromycetes; Mucorales; Mucoraceae. Gene Ontology annotation, biological process: 7-methylguanosine mRNA capping. The record is from RefSeq and is a predicted model, not a curated record. Gene Ontology annotation, molecular function: mRNA guanylyltransferase activity; ATP binding. The transcript has 10 exons. Bases 1 to 2796 code for a protein of 931 amino acids.